Pristis pectinata (smalltooth sawfish) is the source of this 6260-nucleotide messenger RNA. RefSeq names its product 3-ketodihydrosphingosine reductase (gene kdsr). The transcript has 11 exons. NCBI's taxonomy places the organism in Eukaryota, Metazoa, Chordata, Chondrichthyes, Rhinopristiformes, Pristidae. The coding region runs from base 157 to 1224 and encodes 355 amino acids. Gene Ontology annotation, molecular function: 3-dehydrosphinganine reductase activity. Gene Ontology annotation, biological process: sphingolipid biosynthetic process. Gene Ontology annotation, cellular component: endoplasmic reticulum membrane. The record is from RefSeq and is a predicted model, not a curated record.
UAGGGGGAGAAAGUAGGAAAGUUGAGGUCUCAAGAUUACAUGAAGGGUGAUUUUAUCAACUGGCCUUCUCUUGUCCCUUAUCUUCUGUCGCAGGAGCUCAGUCUUCCAUUAACUACAGCUCCUCUCGUCACUGAGAAGGUUUGCAGUGCGUUAUAAAUGUUCUUCCUGGAGGAGGGGUAUACCCUGUGGAGUGAGUUAUCGGGCUGGAGGCCGCUGCUGCUCGUCAUGCUGCUGGUGGUUGGGGCCUUUGUCGUAGCUUUCGUCCUGCUGCUGUAUAUGGUCUCGCCGCUGAUCAGCCCCAAGCCGCUGAAACUGAGCGGCUCGCACGUCGUGGUGACGGGAGGGUCAAGUGGUAUCGGUAAAUGCAUUGCCAUUGAAUGCUUCAAGCAUGGUGCUUUUAUAACCUUGGUGGCUCGGGAUGAGACCAAACUUCUGCGAGCAAAGAAGGAAAUUGAGAAGCAUUCAAUCAAUGAUAAACAGGUGGUAUUGUGCAUAUCGGUUGAUGUCUCAAAAGACUAUGGACAAGUCCAGAGUGUGAUUAAACAAGCACAAGAGAAGCUGGGGCCAGUGGACAUGCUGAUAAACUGUGCUGGAACAUCUGUUGCUGCAAAGUUUGAAGAUGUUGAUAUUGGCUUUUUCAGAAGGUUAAUGGAGAUCAAUUAUCUGGGUAGUGUUUAUCCUACCCGAGCUGUCAUUCACACCAUGAAAGAAAGAAGGAUGGGAAGGAUAGUAUUUGUAUCAUCCCAGGCAGGACAAGUGGGGUUAUUUGGAUACACAGCCUAUUCUCCGUCAAAAUUUGCUCUUCGUGGAUUAGCUGAAUCACUACAAAUGGAGGUGAAGCCAUAUAAUAUCUACAUUACAGUUGCUUACCCUCCUGACACAGACACACCUGGAUUUCAGGAGGAGAAUAAAGGCAAGCCUUUGGAGACCCAAAUGAUUUCUGAAACAUCAGGACUAUGUCAACCAGAUCAAGUGGCAAAAAUCAUUGUAAAAGAUGCUGUGCAAGGAAAUUUUAACAGCUCAAUUGGUUCUGAUGGAUACAUGUUAUCUUCUCUCACCUGUGGUAUGUCUCCUGUCACCACUAUCACAGAAGGUCUUCAGCAGAUCUUCACCAUGGGCCUCUUCCGUACAAUUGCGCUGUUUUAUUUGGGAAGCUUUGACAGCAUUGUACGCCGCUGCAUGAUGCAGCGAGGAAAGUGUGAAGGUUUGGAAAAGAAGGAUUGACCUCCAUUUGAUUUGGAGCCCAGGGAUCAGACUUAUAAAGUUGAACGAUUGAAGGAGACGUUUCGGUGAACAAUAGUUUUAUUCCUUGUCUCAAUGGCAUCAGGCAUUGGUUGUGGAUGGUGGCAGAAUAAUUCCAAAAAAUAGAAGCUACUGUAAUAGUUGUGUGAGGCUGAUGCUUAAAGUGGGAAUAUCCAUAUAAUUUAUAACUCCGGUAUGGACUGGCAGGAGUGCAUGUGAAAGAUUACAAAUCAUUGAGUGUCUAUUUUUUAAUGUAUUGUCUGACACGUGCUAUUUUUGUAAGUGACCCACUUCUCCCCUCCCUUAAUUAGAAUAAGUUAGGGUCCACUUUACUUCAUUUCUGUCUCCUUUGCAUUCACUGUUCCACUGGAAUCUGCAAAAUGAAUGUGUUUUGUUUUUGCCACAUUGGUCUCUCAGCUUGUUCAUCCAUCUUUAAUCAUCUCUGUUGCAAUUAAAAGUGAAUCCCUUUUUUAUUUUUAAAUUCCUAAAUAUGUGUGUUGUUGUAGUUUUGGAAUUUGAGUUUCAUCAGGUGUCCACUCUGAGGCAUUCACUAAUCAUUAGCAUUUAUUCGGUCAAAAGCCCGAUUUUUGGGGGGCGGGGAGGGGGGGAAAGCAUUGUAAGUUUUAGUCUCAUGACCCUCUGCCAAUAAUGAUAUGAUUUGAAACUGAGAUUUAUUAAGCACUACUUGGUUGCAUAAAAAAAAAUUGAAUAAAAUACUUUAUAUUGCAGUUUUGCUUUCCUGUCAGGUAAUGGUAUGAUGCAUCACCCCAAAUUGCUGAAUAAGUUAUUUUCCUUUCAAUAUUGUUUGCAGACUUAAGUUCUCUGGUCACUUAGGAUAAAAAUUUGCUAGGACAUAAGGGAGUAAAAUCUUGUUAUCUAAAUAAUGCAAUAGGAUUUUCUACGACACUAUAGUGGCAUCUCCUGACUGGGAUUUGACCCAUAACCUACUGAGGCAACAGUGCUGCUGCUGAAAAGAGGAUGAUACCAUAUGGAACCACGAAGUGGUAUUCAAAGAAGACAACCUUGUAAUCUUUUAAAACAUUAAUUCUAUAGCAUGUAACUUAUUUAAAAUUUAGUCAGUCAGUUUUAAUAGAUCAGCUAUCUAUUUAGUAAUGUAUUUAAUUGGAAAGUUUUGUAAUUUAACCAGCAUAGUCAUGGGAUGUUAUUUAUUGUAUUCAUGGUUAAGAUCUUGCUUCUUCAAAACCCUUAUAUUAAAUAUAAAAUGAAGAACUUCAAUUUUAUAUAAUUUUGAACUGGUUUUGAGGUUAUAGGGGCCCUGGUUUUCAAAAUUAUAAAUACUACAUUGGUUCACAGAAAUGUUUUUUGUUUAGGAUUUACAAGAUUUCUGCAGUAUUUUACUUUUGAUGUAGCAUAGGCUCUCUGAAGUACCUACCUGCAGAGACACCCCUAAACAAGUUUCAAGGUUAAUUCUUCAAAACUGGACUGUGACAGAACCCUGUUAGUUUUGUUUGCAAUCCAGCAAAAGGGAAUUGAUUUGUUUUUCUAGUAGUUUAAUAAUCCCAUAAUUCACCUUUUCACAUACUUUGAAAGAAAAGGGAGAAAAUACUCAUUAGGUUAAUAAUAAUAAUAUGCCUGAUUCCUUGAACUAAAAUCUUGCAUAAUUAUUACUACAUUCUUGUCUCAUUACAUCUUUUCAAAACACUUAGACUUCUAACAAAUCUACAGAAUAUGUAUGUAUUUCAUACAACAGGCAAUGUGUUACAUUGACACUCAGAUCAAUAUAUUUGUGCACUCAUUAGCUGUACUUUGGUUUGUUAAACACACAUGAAUGAUGGCAUGGUAGGGCUGGCAUUAGAUGAUGUCCUUCUGCCUUGGGUCUUUAGCAUAGUACACGCUUUGCUGGAAUAUAUCCCACAGCACAAGCUCCUGCAGCAAAAAAAAACUGCUGGAGGAGCUCAGCAGGUCAAGGAGCACCCGUGGAGGCAAAGGGACAGUCGACAUUUCAGGUCAAGGCCCUGCAUCAGUCCGAAACGUCAACUAUCCCUUUGCUUCCACAGAUGCUGCUUGACCUGUCGAGUUUCUCCAGCAGUUUGUUUCUCUCUGGAUUCUAGCAUCUGCUGUCGCUUGUGUCUCCGCAUACUCCUGGAGCUUGGACCGUUCCAGUUGGCAGCACAAUCGUGAAUAUUUCCUUCUCCUGGAAAACUUUCAGGUGGACCACAGGGCUGCUCCCACCCAGUUGGUGUUCCAGCAACAACUGAUAUCGUCUUUAGUACUUGUCUCUGGGCAUGGCCAGAAGAGCACAGUUCUGUAUGGCUGAGCCAUUGGGGAUGAACCAGAAUACUAUAAUCAAUACGUCUCUUUCCACACCUGUAGUUAAUUAGGUAACAGCAAUUUGAGUUACCUCUUCCAGUCAUUAGAUCUUUAUUAUGAAGUUAUGGGUGUCUUUUAAGUAAAUGGUAUAAUAUGAUCAGUGAGUCUUAUUUGGGGCAUUUUCUGCCAUUUGUCUCUUUUAAGUCUUAAUAUUUCUAUUUAAGGGUCAAGAUAUGCUGAAGUAAAAAUUCCACACUUAAAACUAGAUAAUCUUACGAAGAGGAAGCAGUGGUGAUGAAUAAAUAGGAUUUUGAAUUAGUGAGAUUCUUUCAGUUAAUCUUGUAAAUUGUCUUCAUUAAUUAGGGAGUCUUUAGUUGGUUGCUGCUCUGCAAUUUCUUUCUCAAACACAUGCACCUUUUUGCUCCUCUUUGUUGUCUUUGAUGCCCUCUUUUUGUUAGGGGGAGAAAAAGGACACCCUUUGAACGCCCUCCUGGUAAUGUAUAUAAUGUCUCUCUUAAAUUGGCAUCCAGGUUGUCUAAUUAAACCAUUCAAGCACAUUGAUGUUUUUAACAUGUUGCCAGGACUUCGUGCAAGUUUAUGCAUGAAUGUAAGUCCAGUUAUAUUUUCAAUUAGAAGAUUGAGGGAGGGGUCUACUUUGCAUGUACUUGAUAUUCAUUCAGGCAAAAUUUUUUAACACAAACUAUUUUACUUCUGUUAGGUCACUAAGUACUAAAACAUUAAAUGUACCUGUAGUCACUUUCUACAUAGAAUACACAUUUAAGAGCAGCUGCCCCCAAUAGUUACACUUUGAAUAUUGGGAAAUGCCAGUCUGGUUAAGACAUUAGAUUGCUUCAUCCAUAUUGUAUGGCAAGAGUAAAAAAUUAUAUCGUGGCAAAGCAGCAACCUGUGGUUCCUCGUUGCAGUGAUAUCUAAAUAAAUAUCUGUAUUUGCUAAACCAUUCACUAUUUAGUUACAUUUCCUCAAACCUCCUUUCCCUAAGCUGUGAAUUAUUUAGCCUAAUAAAACUUGUAUCUUUUUUCAAUUUCUUCUAAAUAUUGUAAAUAAUCCAAAAAAAAAUGGGUUUUAUACUUGGUUAUUUUCCAGAUACAAAUGCUUUCAAAUUCCCUUUUUAUAUGGGUCAUGAACUUUGCUUGUCAAGGAGGCAGAAUUUAUAAGUUACUGCAUGUAGUUUUGGAAGUUGUUUGAUUUUGUCUUGUAGAAUAUAUAUCAAGCAAUGCAUUUUCUACAGAAACCUAGUGAUGAUCUAGCAUAGACUUUCUGUUGAUACUACAUUUGAGAGUAGAACUAUUUCUCUUUAGGGGGGUAACCCAAAACUCAAAGAAUCUAUCCAGUGUAUCAAAGUAAUUUUGCCAGAGAUGUGUGUUGCAGACUUACUCAUUUCCCCUGUGUGUGUAUGCAGCAUUUAUCAUGGAAUUUUUGAUUAAAUCAUACUCCUGCAAAUGGAAAGGAGAGAAUGGCAAUUAUAUUUAAAAAUAUUGUGCCUGCUGACAUAAACCCAGUACUGCAGAAUUCACAUUGGUUUCACAAUGAUUUCAAACCUGGGGACCCAAUUUUUUUUUUUCUUAUCCUGGGCCUGUCACGACCUUAAGUUAUUUCCUCCUGCUUCCUUAGGUUACUGUGUCAUGGCAUGUGAUUGGUUCCAAAGGCUCCUUCUAUGCUGCCUAUUACCAGCUCUGAUAGUGCACCACACUGAUUUUUCCUUCCUCAGAGGCUCCGGCAGUGAACUUCCAAAGAUGACCCACCAGUGAUUUGGGAUCUUGCCAGAGGAGAAAUGAAGAGGGAGGAAUUGUACUUAAAUCCCUUUGCUCCACUACAUUCAUGUACCAAAGUAUGGUUUAAACCCAGUUUGGCUCCCCAUUUACUUGUAUAUUUAUAAAAUAUGUGCAGUGGUGUAAAAUAGCAAUUCAGUUCUGAUGGUUUGUAUUCUUGGAGAAAACCCAAGCAAAAAAUCUUAGCUUCCUUAGACCUCACUAGUAACUGACAGUUACCCUGAAUAUUUUUGUAUUGUUCCAAAAAUAGACUGAAUCGCUGCUAUUGUUGGUAACCUUUUCAGAUACUUAAUGCUAAUGGUGUUUUUGGCUGUUCAAAUUAAAACUCUGGAUAUUCACUGUAUCUUGUGCUAAUUAAAUUAUUUAAUCUUUGUCAAUUCAGAUUUUUUUUAACAAUCCUUUUUUUUAAACUGUUCAUGACUAAAGCUUGCUAUUUAGAAGCACAAGAGUCUUUUAAGCCAUACUAAUGAUGAAUGUUAUUUGUGGUCAUUAAAUCUGGAAGCACUCAUGACUGUUAGAUUUUUAAUGUUUGUAUAGAACUGCAGUAUAUUAGGAAAGAUUAAUUGUCAUUCUCUGUGUGAAUUAGGUCUGCCUCUAAAACCUGCCCUCUAAUUCUGUAAUUGCUGUUUGUACCAGGCACUGUUCUAGUCUUUUAAUGUUUUCACCUGUUCAUGUUCAACAGUCUAGCUUUGUCAGUUAAAGUCUUGAAUUAUGGUCUAAUAAAAUAUUUAUUCUUCCACUUAGCAUUGGUGGCAUGUCAUUUCAACUUCAGACCAAUUUCAUAAAGGGAAGAAACAUACAAUUCAUUGCCAAGUGUUUAAUGUUUGGAUCAGAACUACAGUACAAGUCCAUGGCUUUCAACGCUUUGUUGUUUCUCUCAGUCAUUUGUUUCUUUUAACUGCUGUUUGCACUAGAUGUCGGUCAAAUGAUUUAACUUUAUCUGAACAAUUUUGGGAA